Molecule: messenger RNA, 738 nt
Organism: Cicer arietinum (chickpea)
Lineage: Eukaryota; Viridiplantae; Streptophyta; Magnoliopsida; Fabales; Fabaceae
Source: RefSeq, a predicted model, not a curated record
CUUUACUGUGUUUUCAAAGAUAAAACUAAAAUUCCCAACAUCAUUAUUUCUAGUUUUGUAGAUGCAACCAUGGCUGAUACUACUAAAACAGAGUAUCAAGUGACGUUGAAACUUCUAGUGAACAAAAAAACAAACAAAGUCUUAUUUGCCGAAUCAGGGAAGGAGUUUGUAGACAUUCUUUGUAGCUUCUUAACAUUACCAUUAGGAACCAUUGCAAGACUUUUGCAGAAAGACACAAACAUGGGAUCGGAUACAAUUGGUUGUCUCAACUCACUCUAUCAAAGUGUCCAAAAUUUUGAUGAAAAGUGUCUUAUGACAGAGACAACCAAAAAAUUGUUAUUGCAACCUAAGAACUCAUCGGAAAAAUAUUGUAGCACUCUCAAAUUUAACAUUGAUGAUACUGCGCCAACGAAGUACUUCAUAUGUUCGAGACCUGGUGGUUGUUGGCACAAUAGUUGUUUCAGCACUUCCAUAAAUGAGAUAUGUUCGUGUGGUUGCCGUUUGAACUGUUUAGUUUUGUUAAGAACUUUCCGCAAUGGAUUUGUUAAUGGUGAUGCUAGUUUUGUUAUCACUGACAAUCUACGUGUCAUUCCAAACUCCAUGGAUUAUACAAGCCUUGCUCUGCUCCACAGUUUAGGGAUUCAAAGCGCAAAUUUAGUGAAGGAAAUUACUGUGAAUCUCACUAAGGAUAAGGUUCUGCGUUUACCAUUUCUGUUUCUCAAAUUAUUUCUUUCUUAA